Molecule: messenger RNA, 2423 nt
Organism: Harpegnathos saltator (Jerdon's jumping ant)
Lineage: Eukaryota; Metazoa; Arthropoda; Insecta; Hymenoptera; Formicidae
Gene: Hip14
Product: palmitoyltransferase Hip14
Exons: 10
Coding region: 547-2391 (614 amino acids)
Molecular function (GO): protein binding; palmitoyltransferase activity
Source: RefSeq, a predicted model, not a curated record
CAUUACGUUUGGUCGAUACGCGCCGUCGGCCGUCGGCGUGUAAACGCAAUAAAUACGGGUACGAUGACGGAGAGGGUAUUUGCCAUGGCCACCUGAAGCAAAAAGUACUCGUGUUCUCGUGCUGAUGACUAAGCGGCGUUCCUCGUCAGUGAGAGACAAGUGGAUCCAAGAGUCAACUCGUCUGUUGAGUUCCACGUACCGGAGAAGAAGGAGUAGACAGAGGAAGUGGACGAAGACUAAAGCGAGUUGUGAUUUCACGCUUCUCGAUAGAGGCAUCACGAGGGUGUCGUGCGAAAGGUCAACCCCGGCGACUUGAUCGUCGCGUGUGUGUGCGUGUGUGCGUGUGAUAUGCCGGCGCCCCACCCCCCAGUGCACAACAGCGCUGUUCACCCUUUGAAAUUAACCCUCUGCCUCUGGCCCCGUGGGUGAAGUCCAGCACGCUGCCGUUGUCAUCGUCGUCGUCGCGUUGUGUCGUGUCGUCGUCGUUGUCGUCCGCUACUAUGUACACGCAUUGACAGCGCACCACGCCGUCAAUAAGUAGUAAGUAUGUACGCGCUGCAGAUGCAGACUGCCUGCCAAGGCGAAGGUACUGGUGAGCCUGAUGACCCCAGCAGCCUUCAUCAGGAACCAGCACGACCUGCAACACAGGACUGUAGUUCCUUUGACAUCGUCAGAGCCACGCAGUAUGGUGCAUUGGAUCGAGUGACUGAAUUGGUGGAAGCCGGCGCCGAUGUGAACCAGCCGGAUUCCGAGACUGUGACACUGUUGCACUGGGCUGCGAUAAAUAAUCGCAAGGACAUCGUUAAAUAUCUCAUUGCGAAGGGAGCUGUUGUCGAUGCGAUCGGUGGCGAAUUAGCUUCUACACCUUUGCAUUGGGCAACAAGGCAGGGUCAUCUUUCCACGGUUGUGAUAUUGAUGAGAGCCGGUGCUGAUCCAACUCUGAGGGACUCGGAAGGUUUCUCAUGUAUACACCUCGCGGCACAGUUCGGCCAUACGGCCAUCGUAGCCUACUUAGUAGCGAAAGGCGUGAAUCCGAAUAUGCCGGAUAGAAGUGCCAUGACACCGCUUAUGUGGAGCGCUUACAAAGUCAAUAGUCUUUCUUUUUACAGUCUAGAUCCAACGCGACUGUUGUUGACUUUAGGUGCGUCGCAUUCGCUCACCGACAACUUGCACGGUAAUACGGCUUUACACUGGGCUAUCAUAGCGAAAAACAACACGGCGAUAUCUAUCUUAGUGCAACAUGGAGCAUCGUUGGACUUGCCCAAUUUCCAAAACGAAACGCCGAUGACGCUGCUGGGUCCGCACAUCGGUGCCGCAUGGUUGGGUUACAAAAUCAGUCAGGAGAUCAAAGAAAAGCAAGGUCGUACAAGAACAUGGUGUAGAGAUAAGAGAAUCCGUUGGUACUGCAUGGUCAGUACACCAUUUAUAGCGUUUUAUGUGAUCGGUAUGGUACUACAGAGUGGAUGGGAUUAUUUAAUAAAACUAGGUGCCUUCAUCACCCUUUACGUAGCGGUGUAUCUAAUGAACCAUUUCGUGUUCGACGAGCGGCUGUUUCACAUUCUACCAAUGUCGAUUUAUUUGGCAACUAAGAUGUGGAUAUACGUCACGUGGAUAUUCUGGCUGGGAAUCCAUGCAGCUUGGUAUUUAUGGUUAUUAUUAGUUGGCGGAUCCGUUCCACUCUGGAUAUGUUUCUUGCAGUCUUGGCGGGGUGAUCCCGGAGUUAUCACGGCUACACAUGAAGACAAAUUAAAUACGAUUAUCGAGUUAGCAGAGACUGGUGGUUUCGAACCACAAUGGUUCUGCAGCAGUUGUUUAGUCAGGCGACCUAUGAGAUCUAAACAUUGCUCCACAUGUGACUGUUGUGUAGCACGAUUCGAUCAUCAUUGUCCGUGGGUUAAUAAUUGUAUCGGUGCGCAUAAUCACAAAUAUUUCCUUGGAUUCCUGGCAUCUUUGCUAGGAUUGUGUAUCGUUAUUUUAUCCGCUAGUGUACAGUAUUGGCAGUUCGAGUGUUGGUCAAACUUGACGAAUGGGCAUAGCGCGGACAACUAUUUGGUAGCAGCGGCUACGUGCGACGCGUGGGUAAUGUGGGUGGUGGCUAACACGUCUCUCCAUUCCUUUUGGGUAGGAACUUUAUUAGCGUGCCAAUGCUAUCAGAUUAUGGUAUUGGGUAUGACUACGAACGAACGUAUGAACGCCGGCCGUUACAAACACUUCAAACAAGGAAACCCGUUCCAUCGUGGCGCGCUGCAAAAUGCCGCUGACUUUUGUAACUUCAGUUUCUGUGGUGUGAAAGCAAAACCAAGCUCGGACUGGCUGCACAGCUUUGAUCUCAAACAGAGUAUCGAAAAGUUACCUUUGCUCGCGCAAAAAGAUAACUUUCAGUAUGUUUAGAGUUUUGUAAAGAAUAAACUAUCGUGAAUAUA